GUUCCGCAGUGGCCCUCGCGGGGGGCGGGAAUCCCAGUCCUACCCCUCCUCCUUCCUCUCUUCCACUCCACGCGCACGCACGCACGCCCCGGUCACCUCCCUCGCAUUCCCAUUUGUUCCACCCCUCUUCCUCGGCCUGUCCCUCUCUCUCUCUCUCUCUCUCAGAUCUCUCUGCCUCCAAUGACCACCGCCGCGGCGAAGACCAGCGCGUAGCGGCCUCUCUCCCCCUCUCCUCCGGGAGCGCCCCAUUCCCGCCAUGGCGUCCCCCACGGCGCCGCUGGGCGGGUCCACCCCGUCGGGCCGCGUGCUCGGCCCUUCGCUGGACCGCAUCAUCAAAAACGCCGCGUGGCGGAAGCACUCGGCGCUCGGCGCCGCGGCCAAGUCGGCGCUCGACCUCCUCUCCUCCUCCUCCUACCACUCGCCCGACCCGACCUCGCCCAACCCCUCGCCGCUCCUCGGCCUGCCCGUCGCCGCGGCCGCCGCCUCGCUGCACGCGCUCAUCCUCGCGCUCGAGUCCGCCUCCCCCAAGGUCGCCGACCCCGCGCUCGACUGCGUCGCCAAGCUCCUCUACCACCGCCUCCUCCUCGGCGACCUCGGCGAGGCCGCCGACGACUCGCCCGCCUCCAAGCUCCUCGCCGCCGUCCUCUCCUGCGGCGCCCUUAACGACGACGCCAUGGAGCUCGCCACCCUCCGCGUGCUCCUCGCCGCCGCGCGCUGCCCCUCCAUCGCCAUCCGCGGCGACGGCCUCGGCCAAAUGCUCAAGACCUGCUACAACAUAUACCUCAGCAGCAGCAGCGGCGCCAAUCAGAUGUGCGCCAAGCUGGCGCUCGCGCAGGUGCUGGUCAUCGUGUUCGCGCGCGUGGAGGUGGACUCCAUGGACGUGCGCGUGCCGACGGUGUCCAUCACGGACAUGAUGGAUGUGUCCGAUCACCGCCUCAACGACCCCGGCAUCGUGCAGGUGGCACAGGGGUUUAUAAAUGACGCCAUGGAAGGGAGUGACGUCCCGGAGCCAGGGACCCUGGGGGCGAUGGCUGAGGCCGAUGAGAAGGAUGAUGAGGGGAUGAGCAAGAUCAGGGAGGAUGGGUUAGCACUCUUCAAGAACCUCUGCAAGCUGUCAAUGAAGUUCUCGACACCAGAUAACCCCGAGGACCAGGUGCUGUUGCGGGGGAAGGUGUUGUCUCUCGAGUUGCUCAAGAUGGUUGUGGACAAUGCUGGACCAUUCUGGAGAAUCAAUGAAAAGUACCUUGGAGCAAUCAAGCAGUAUCUUUGUUUGUCCUUGUUGAAAAACAGUGCCUUGUCAGCAAUGAGUAUUUUCCAGCUUUUGUGCUCCAUAUUUGUGGGUUUGCUGUCAAGAUUUAGAUCUGGGCUGAAAGAAGAAAUUGGAAUAUUUUUUCCCAUGCUUGUCCUAAGGGUUCUUGAGAAUGUCCAUCAGCCUAGCUUUCUGCAGAAAAUGACAGUUCUAAAUUUGUUGGAGGACAUCUGUAAAGAAUCUCAGGUUCUUAUUGAUAUCUUCGUCAACUACGAUUGUGAUGUUGAUGCACCAAAUAUUUUUGAAAGGAUUGUCAAUGGACUUCUAAAGACCGCUCUCGGGGUUACUCCUGGAGCCACAACAACAUUAACCCCAGUCCAAGACCAAACAUUUCGGACUGAGUCAGUCAAGUGCCUUGCUACCAUACUCAAAUCAAUGGGUUCAUGGAUGGACCAACAGUUGAGAAUUGGUGAUUUUUCACCCAAAAUUUCCGAGGUCUCUUUAAAUUCGCUAGACAGUCCUAACAUUGGAGAAGAUGGGAAUGGAAUUGAUUAUGAACUGCAAUCUGACUCUUAUAGCCCAGAUACAUCUGAUGCUUCCUCACUUGAGCAACGUCGUGCUUAUAAAAUAGAACUUCAGAAAGGAAUUUCCAUGUUUAACAGAAAACCUUCUAAGGGUAUUGAUUUUCUCAUUAAAAGCAAGAAAAUAGGUCAAUCCCCAGAAGAUGUUGCUUCUUUCUUGAGAAACACUGCUGGUUUAAAUGCAACAAUGAUUGGGGACUAUUUGGGUGAAAGAGAUGAAUUCCCUAUCAAAGUUAUGCAUGCAUAUGUCGAUGCACUGAAUUUUGAAGGUAUUGACUUCGGUGAAGCCAUUAGGUAUUACCUGCGAGGUUUCAGGUUGCCUGGGGAAGCACAGAAAAUUGACCGGGUCAUGGAAAAGUUUGCUGAACGAUACUGCAAGUGCAACCCGAAUUCUUUUACCAGUGCAGAUACUGCAUAUGUUCUUGCUUAUUCUGUAAUCAUGCUCAAUACUGAUGCUCAUAAUAUGAUGGUCAAGGAUAAGAUGUCUAGAUCUGACUUCAUUCGGAACAACCGAGGAAUUGAUGAUGGAAAGGAUUUGCCUGAAGUUUAUCUGAGUACAUUGUAUGACCAAAUUGUAAAAAAUGAGAUCAAAAUGAGUGCUGAUUCAUCAGUUCCACAAAACAAGCAACCUAGCAGUGUAAUGAAGCUCUUGGGCUUAGACAAUAUUAUAAACCUUGUCAACUGGAAGCAGGCUGAAGAUAAGGCACUUGGAGCAAAUGACUUACUCAUCAAGAACAUACAGGAGAAAUUCAAAGCAAAGAGCGCGAAAUCAGAAUCUGUAUUUUAUAUUAUUACCGAUACAACCAUUUUGCGAUUCAUGAUGGAGGUUUGUUGGGCCCCUAUGAUGGCUGCAUUCAGCAUGACGCUUGACCAAUGUGAUGAUAAGGCUGCAACGUCGCAGUGUUUGCAGGGAUUCAGAUACGCAGUGCAUGUCACCUCCGUAAUGUGCAUGCAGACGCAAAGAGAUGCCUUUGUGACAUCUGUAGCCAAGUUCACAUACCUUCAUUGUGUGGCAGACAUGAAACAGAAGAAUGUGGAUGCUGUGAAGGCUAUAAUAUCCAUUGCAAUCGAAGAUGGUGAUUAUUUGCAGGAAGCUUGGGAGCAUGUGCUAACAUGUCUUUCACGGUUUGAGCAUUUGCAUCUUCUUGGAGAAGGGGCGCCUACGGAUGCUUCCUUUUUGACAGUACCUCUGGUUGAUUCAGAAGAAAAAACACAGAAAUCAAGUACCAAUACAGCCUCAAAACGAACUAAUGCUCUUCAGAAUCCAGCUGUCAUGGCUGCUGUUCGAGGCGGUUCUUAUGACAGCACAACAGCAAAAAAUAAUGCCUCAGCUUUAGUUACUCCUGACCAGAUUAACAACUUCAUAUCAAACAUUAAUCUAUUAGACCAGAUUGGCAUUUUUGAGUUGAAUCAUAUAUUUGCUCAUAGCCAAAGAUUAAAUAGCAAUGCAAUUGUUGCUUUUGUGGAAGCUCUUUGCAAGGUCGCAAUCACAGAGUUGCAAUCACCUACAGAUCCUCGUAUCUUCUGCCUAACGAAGAUAGUGGAAAUUGCGCAUUACAAUAUGAACCGCAUACGUUUGGUUUGGUCUCGUAUUUGGAAAGUUCUAUCUGAUUUCUUUGUGUCUGUUGGGUCGUCAGAAAAUCUUUCUGUGGCAAUAUUCGUCAUGGACUCCUUGAGGCAGCUAGCCAUGAAAUUUCUUGAAAGAGAAGAACUAGCAAAUUAUAAUUUCCAGAAUGAAUUCCUGCGACCUUUUGCGGUGGUUAUGCAGAAGAGCAAUGCUUCAGAAGUACGAGAACUUGUGGUUCGAUGUGUCUCCCAAAUGGUUUUGAGUCGUGUUAACAAUAUAAAAUCAGGAUGGAAAAGCGUUUUCACGGUUUUUACUGCGGCUGCUGCUGAUGAUCGAAAAAGCAUUGUUCUGUUAGCAUUUGAGACUAUGGAGAAGAUUGUCCGGGACUAUUUUCCAUACAUAACUGAGACUGAAACCACAACAUUUACUGAUUGUGUUAAAUGUCUUAUUACAUUCACAAGUAGUAAAUUUAGCAGCGAUGCCAGUCUCAAUGCUAUUGCUUUUCUUCGGUUCUGUGCUGUGAAACUUGCCGAGGAAGGAUUUGUCUGUCAUGACAAGGAUACCGACCAUCAAUCAAAUAAUUUGGAUUCUUCAGAGGGGAAUGCCAUAGUGCACAAGGAUGAUCAUGUUUACUUCUGGGUUCCUUUGCUUGCUGGUCUAGCUAGAUUGACAACCGACACACGGCCAACUAUCAGAAAAGGUGCAGUAGAAGUACUCUUUGACAUUUUGAAGGACCAUGGAGAACUCUUCUCUCAGUCCUUCUGGACCAAUAUCUUUGGAUCUGUUAUUUAUCCUCUAUUUAAUGGUGAAAUCCGUACACCCAAUGGUCAAAGUGACAGCACUGAGGAUGAUUCAUGGAAUUUUGAAACUAAAACAGUGGCUGUGAAAUGUUUAGUGGAUCUGUAUGUUACAUUUUUUGAUGUGAUGCGGCCAGAACUCACUAGAGUUACCUCUGUUGUUACCAGUUUUAUCAGAAGCGCUUAUAGACAAUCUGCUAUCACUGGUAUGUCUGUUUUUCAGCGUUUAACAGAAGGGCUUGCAAGCAAACUCUCCAAGGACGAAUGGAAAGAGAUCUUAGUAUGCUUUAAAGAAGCAGCAGCACAUACAUUGGUUGUUUUCGACAAAAUAGUUAAGAUGAUGCAAAAUAUUGAAAUUCCAGAAAGAAACGAGUCUUACUCUGAAGCAGAGAAAUAUUCAGAUCCUGACAUAGAGGAUGAAGAGGAAGCUAAUAUGGAAACAUCGUCUUAUGCCAUUGUCAAGAUGAAGAACCAUAUGUCUCUGCAACUCGUAAUUGUUCAGGGAAUUGUUAAAUUGUAUGAGACACACAGGAGAUCCUUCUGUGCUGAGCAUAUGGGCAUAAUUUUGGAGAUGCUAUCAGCCAUUACGUCCCAUGCAAGUGAAGUGAGUUCUGAAUCUGCUUUGCACAAUAAAUUCCACAAAGCAUGCUCCCUUCUGGAGAUAUCUGAGCCAGCAGUCAUCCAUUUCGAGAAUGAGUCUUACCAGAGCUACCUCAAACUUCUGCAAGCUUUGCUUCACGACAACCCAUCUUUGUCACGAGAAAUGAACAUUGAGUCACAAAUUAUGCUUGUUUCUGUGAAAAUACUACGGAAAUAUCUGAACUGUGCAGGUCAGGAACCAUCGAAGGACGCUUCUUGUAAAGAUCCAGUUGUACACUGGGCGCUGCCUUUAUCCGCUGCUAAGAAAGAGGAACUGUCUGCUAGAACCCCAUUGGUCCUUCAUGUAAUGCGGUUACUUGGUGGUCUAGAGAGGGAGUGCUUUAGGAGGAAUUUGCCCCUCCUUUUCCCUUUAUUAGCUAAUCUCGUUCGCUGCGAGCAUAGCUCUAGAGAGGUUCAAGUUGCACUGUAUGAUGUCUUUCAGUCAUCAAUAGGCCCUAUUAUUUCAGUAUAGCUUAUAUUGAUGGUUCACCAAUUGUACAAUUUUGUCACUCGAUCGUGGUAGGGUAACUUGAUUGAUGGUUACAUAGAAAUAUGGAAUAAGAAAAAGAUUACAGCUUGGCAGUGCCGUAAAUGAUUCAAACCUGUUCCUCCAGCAUUCUGGUGUUGAAGUGUGGCAGCAUCAUGUAACAUGUAACAUCGACUCAGAUACCUGGAGGGAGGAGACCUUUUGAAGGGCAUUUUCCCUUCUUUCCUAACAUUAAUUUCGAUUCGUGGGGGUUAUCGUCGACGCCGCUGGCAUUGAAGGCAAAUGGAUAUAUUGCAACAAAGUAUGUCUGACUUUGAGGUCCUGCAUCAACAGCUAUGGAGUACUUAUACAAGGGAGUGGUCUGUUCACCAGUGACCAAAAUUUUGGGGUGUAGCCUUUCUUUUCCCUUUUGAUUUGACAACAGCCUUGUAUAGGGUUUUCUUUUGAACAAGACUAAAAUAAAGUGUCUCAUCUAUCAAGUUCUUCCUUUUUUCCCAA
This is a messenger RNA of Triticum aestivum (bread wheat), 5818 nucleotides long. RefSeq names its product brefeldin A-inhibited guanine nucleotide-exchange protein 1. Gene Ontology annotation, molecular function: guanyl-nucleotide exchange factor activity. The transcript has 12 exons. The record is from RefSeq and is a predicted model, not a curated record. NCBI's taxonomy places the organism in Eukaryota, Viridiplantae, Streptophyta, Magnoliopsida, Poales, Poaceae. Bases 257 to 5305 code for a protein of 1682 amino acids. Gene Ontology annotation, biological process: regulation of ARF protein signal transduction. Gene Ontology annotation, cellular component: trans-Golgi network.